Ananas comosus (pineapple) is the source of this 4926-nucleotide messenger RNA. Its product is annotated as ABC transporter C family member 14-like. The record is from RefSeq and is a predicted model, not a curated record. The transcript has 12 exons. Gene Ontology annotation, molecular function: ATP binding; ABC-type transporter activity; ATP hydrolysis activity. Bases 199 to 4515 code for a protein of 1438 amino acids. Gene Ontology annotation, biological process: transmembrane transport. NCBI's taxonomy places the organism in Eukaryota, Viridiplantae, Streptophyta, Magnoliopsida, Poales, Bromeliaceae. Gene Ontology annotation, cellular component: plant-type vacuole; vacuolar membrane.
UCCUUUUUAUCGCAGGUCACUGUGCUUGGCUUUUCAAACGGACGAAUCCCAAAAUCCCUUCAAUUAUUUAUUAAUUAAUGAAUGAAAAAGCCAUACGCAUCCCCUUUGCUUCCUUAUCUAGCCAUGUGAUGUGAUCCAUUAAGGUGGAAGGGAAGGAAAAAAAAGGAAAAAAAGAAACAAAAAAAACCCACCACUGCCAUGGUUUCCUCUAUUCCUUCCACACCUCCUUCUCCUUCUCCUUCUCCUUGGUUGGUGUCUCUUACUUGCUCAGCUUCCGCUUCCUCGCCCCAUUCUUUCCUCCAAUGGCUCCGAUUCCUCCUCCUCUCGCCCUGCCCCCAACGCAUCCUCGCCGUCGCCGUCGACGCCGCCUUCCUCUCCGCCCUUCUCGUCCUCGCCCUCCUCCGUCUCCGUCCCCGCUCCGAUCACUGGGCCGCCGUCGAAUGCGCGCUGCUCGCGCUCCACUUCCUCGCCCACCUCGCCGCCGCCGCCGCUCUUAUUAUACACAGGCGAAACCUUACAUCCGCGACGAUCCGGGUCUUCUGGAUCGCCACCUUCGGCGUCGCCGCGCUCUUCGCCGCCGCCGCGGCGCUCCGCUUCUGCAACGCCGCCGCCAUCCUCCCCGACGACGCCGCCUCCCUCGCCUUCCUCGCCGCCGCCGCCCCCCUCCUCUUCUUCGCCGUCUCCGGCGACGCCGAAUCCGCCGCCGGCGCCGGCGACGUGACCCCCUACGCCGCGGCGUCGCUGCUCUCCCGCGCGACCUUCUCGUGGAUGAACCCGCUGAUCUCGAAGGGCCACCGCUCGGCGCUCGGGAUCUCCGACAUCCCGUGGCUGCCCCCGGACGACUCCGCCGGCCGCAUGAACGCCCUCUUCCGGUCCAAUUGGCCGGCGGCGGCGGACGCGCAGCCGGCCCGGCGGCCCGUGCUGACGACGCUCCUCCGCUGCUUCUGGCCGCGCUUGCUGCUGAACGCGGGGCUGGCGGUGGUCCGGCUGCUGGUGAUGUACGUCGGGCCGACGCUGAUCCAGCAGUUCAUCGACUUCACCUCGAGCGACCGGCGGCGAAGCGGGUCGGCGGGCGAGGCGGCGUACCUGGUGGGCACGCUGCUGGCGGCGAAGCUGGUCGAGGUGGCGUGCUCGCACCAGUACAACUUCCACUCGCAGAAGCUGGGGAUGCGGAUCCGGUCGGCGCUGAUCACCGCACUGUACGGCAAGGGGCUGCGGCUCUCGUGCGCGGCGCGGCAGGCGCACGGGGUCGGCAUGAUCGUGAACUACAUGGCCGUGGACGCGCAGAUGAUCGCCGACAUGAUGAACCAGGUGCACUACCUCUGGCUGAUGCCGCUGCAGGUCGGCGUCGCGCUCGCGCUGCUCUACGCGUACCUGGGGCCCUCCGUGACCUCCGCGGUGGUCGGCAUCUUCGCGGUGAUGGCGCUCGUGAUGCUGCUGACGCGCCGCAACAACGUGUACCAGUUCCUGCUGAUGACCAUGCGCGACCGCCGCAUGAAGGCCACCAACGAGAUGCUGGCGAACAUGCGCGUCAUCAAGCUCCAGGCCUGGGAGGAGCAUUUCCUGCGGCGCAUCCAGCUGCUCCGCGACGGCGAGUACGGCUGGAUCGCCAGGUUCAUGUACUCCAUCUCCGGGAACAUGAUCGCGCUCCAGAGCGCGCCGCUGCUCGUGUCGGCGCUCGUGUUCGGGACGUGCGUCGCCGUGGGGGUGCGCCUCGACGCCGGGCUCGUGUUCACGGCCACGUCCUUCUUCAAGAUCCUGCAGGAGCCGGUGCGCAGCUUCCCGCAGGCGCUGAUAUCCGUGUCGCAGGCCAUGAUCUCGCUGGAGCGCCUCGACAAGUUCCUCGGCAGCCGCGAGCUCGACCGGGGCGCGGUGGAGCGGGUCCCCGCCGCCGCCGCCGCCGUCGAGGUGCGCGGCGGCGCGUUCGCGUGGGACGACGAGGCCGCGGCCGACGCCGCGGAGCUGAGAGGCGUCGACAUGGAGAUCCGCCGGGGCGCGCUCGCCGCCGUGGUCGGCACCGUCGGCUCCGGCAAGUCCUCGCUGCUCUCCUGCCUCCUCGGCGAGAUGCACAAGAUCGCCGGAAAGGUUAGAGUAUGCGGGACGACAGCAUAUGUUGCGCAAACGGCGUGGAUCCAAAACGGGACCAUUCAGGAUAACAUCUUGUUUGGACAGCCGAUGGAUCGAGAGAAGUACAAGGAGGUCAUACAGGUCUGUUGCUUGGAGAAGGAUCUGGAGAUGAUGGAGUUCGGGGACCAAACGGAAAUAGGCGAGAGAGGGAUCAAUCUGAGCGGCGGACAGAAACAACGUAUUCAGCUCGCGAGGGCCGUCUAUCAGGAUUGCGAUAUAUACCUCCUCGACGAUGUCUUCAGCGCUGUCGAUGCUCACACCGGUUCAGAGAUCUUCAAGGAAUGCAUACGAGGAGCACUUAAAGAGAAGACUGUCGUGCUCGUGACUCACCAAGUGGAUUUCUUGCACAACGCCGACGUCAUAUUCGUCAUGCGAGACGGGAUGGUUGUGAAGUCCGGAAAAUACAAUGAGUUGCUCGAAUCAAGUACGGAUUUCGCAGCUCUUGUUGCUGCUCAUGACAGUUCCAUGGAGCUUGUAGAGCACAGUGGCUCUGCAGGACAAACUGGUGACCCCCUGUCUGGAGCCAACAUUGAACCAGUUUUGAUCCGCAGCAUAUCUAGUGGGGAAAGCGCGCUGGGGCCCGUGAUCUCGCCGAAGGCUGAGGUGGCUACCUCUAGACUUAUAAAGGAAGAAGAGAGAGAAACCGGCCACGUCAACUGGCACAUAUACAAGCUGUAUCUCACCGAGGCGUGGGGCUGGUGGGGAGUGAUCGUCGUCCUGGUGCUCUCGGUGCUGUGGCAGGGCGCACAGAUGUCGAGCGACUAUUGGUUGGCGUACGAGACGUCGGAUGACGUCCUUAACUCGUUCCGUCCAUCCAUUUUUAUCGAAGUUUAUGUAGCUAUAUUCGUGGUUUCAGUCGUCGUCGUCAUGAUCAGGGCCUUUGUUGUGACACAGCUGGGGCUUCAAACAUCUCAGAUAUUUUUCAGGGGGAUCUUAACCAGCAUCCUGCAUGCUCCGAUGUCGUUUUUCGACACCACUCCUUCUGGAAGAAUCCUAAGCCGGGCAUCAUCGGACCAAACAAAUAUCGAUAUAAUCCUUCCCUUCUUCCUGGGACUGACUGUGUCGAUGUACAUCACGGUGAUAAGCGUCGUCAUAGUUACAUGUCAGGUUGCGUGGCCGUCGGUCAUAACCAUAAUUCCUCUGGUGUGGCUGAACCUCUGGUACAGGGGUUAUUUUAUCGCGACGUCUCGUGAACUGACUCGCCUUGACUCGAUCACAAAAGCACCAGUUAUCCAUCAUUUCUCGGAGACCAUUCUCGGCGUUACCACCAUCAGAUGCUUCAACAAGGAGGAUAGCUUUUUCAAUGAAAACUUAAACCGGGUUAAUUCGAGCUUACGUAUGGACUUUCACAAUAAUGGUGCUAAUGAGUGGCUCGGGUUCCGACUGGAACUCAUCGGAAGCUUCGUUCUUUCUAUCACCGCUUUGCUCCUGGUCAGCUUGCCUCGCAAUUUUAUCGAACCAGAAUUCGUUGGUCUAUCUCUUUCCUACGGUCUGUCUCUCAAUGCCGUGGUGUUUUUUGCGAUAACGGUUAGCUGCGCAAUCGAGAACAGGAUGGUUUCAGUGGAGAGGAUAAAACAAUUCACCAACAUUCCUUCUGAGGCACCAUGGAGGAUCAAAGAUUGCCUCCCCUCGCCAAAUUGGCCCACCAAAGGAGAUAUUGAUAUCAUUGAUCUAAAGGUUCGGUAUCGCCCGAAUACUCCUCUGGUUUUGAACGGAAUUUCAAUAAGCAUUCGAGGAGGAGAGAAGGUAGGAGUUGUUGGUAGAACCGGUAGCGGCAAGUCGACAUUGAUACAGGCUUUGUUCCGACUCGUGGAGCCUUCUGGAGGGAAGAUAAUCAUUGACGAAGUCGACAUAUGCACGUUGGGCCUUCACGAUCUCAGGUCUCGUUUCGGUAUAAUUCCUCAGGAGCCCGUUCUCUUUGAAGGAACAAUUCGGAGCAACAUCGACCCUAUUGAACAAUACUCAGACGACGAGAUAUGGCAGGCCCUCGAGCGUUGCCAGCUAAAAGAGGCAGUAGCUUCGAAACCUGAAAAGCUUGAUGCAUUAGUGGUUGAUAACGGAGAGAAUUGGAGUGUGGGGCAGAGGCAGCUUCUUUGUCUGGGCCGUGUUAUGUUGAAGCGUAGCAAAAUUCUGUUCAUGGAUGAGGCGACUGCUUCAGUCGACUCGCAAACUGAUGCGGUAAUCCAAAGGAUCAUCCGAGAGGACUUCGCAGCUUGCACGAUCAUCAGCAUAGCGCACAGAAUACCAACAGUCAUGGACUGUGACCGAGUCUUGGUUGUAGAUGCAGGACGCGCAAAGGAGUUCGACACACCAUCAAACUUGCUAGAACGGCCUUCGCUCUUUGCCGCGUUGGUUCAAGAGUACGCCAACCGGUCGUCUGAUCUCUAGAGCCACUCAGUAAUGCUGAAUUUUUGGUCGUGUAUUAGUUUCCCUGCUUAACAGAGAAACACAAGGGACUCGGAACCCAUAGCGCGAAUUUAGGGCAUCAUGCGACGAGCUCGGUAACAACAAGGAAUUCGGAAAGUGACUAGCCAAAAGAAGAUCUUGAUCCUUGUGAGAUGAAUCUACAUGGAAUUGGCGGUUUAUUAAUGCACUUUUUCAUGAGUAGACCAUUUUUUUUUUUUUUCUUUUAAACCAAUCCCCUCUACUAUUUCUACUCAUAAUUGAGCAAUAUCUUCAUCGAACUCGAUCAUAUCAGAGUUAUGUUGUAUUGUAAACUGUACUGUGUACCGCUAAAAUUCAGUAAAAACAGUGAGCUGCAGAAGAUUCAGUGCUUUGUAUGCUCAGGAUUUGAACCAA